AUGGAAAAAUCAAAAAAUUUCCGCAUCGAUGCGCUGCUGGCCGUGGACCCCCCGCGAGCGGCCUCCGCGCAGACGCGCGAUGGCCAUGCGGGCGGCGCGGGCGGAGCGGGCGGCGGCGCGGGCGGCGCGGGCGGCGCCGGGGGGCCCCACCACCACGCGCACCCGGGCGCCGCCGCCGCCGCCGCCGCCGCAGCCGCCGCCGCCGCCGCCGGGGGGCUGGCGCUGGGGCUGCACCCCGGGGGCGCGCAGGGCGGCGCGGGCCUCCCCGCGCAGGCCGCGCUCUACGGCCACCCGGUCUACGGCUACUCGGCGGCGGCGGCGGCGGCCGCGCUGGCUGGCCAGCACCCGGCGCUCUCCUACUCGUACCCGCAGGUGCAGGGCGCGCACCCGCACCCCGCCGACCCCAUCAAGCUGGGCGCCGGCACCUUCCAGCUGGACCAGUGGCUGCGCGCGUCCACCGCGGGCAUGAUCCUGCCCAAGAUGCCCGACUUUAACUCCCAGGCGCAGUCCAACCUCCUGGGAAAGUGCCGUCGGCCCCGCACAGCCUUCACCAGCCAGCAGCUACUGGAGCUGGAACACCAGUUCAAGCUCAACAAGUACCUGUCGCGGCCCAAGCGCUUCGAGGUGGCCACCUCGCUGAUGCUCACGGAGACCCAGGUGAAGAUCUGGUUCCAGAACAGGCGUGGAUGAAAACGCAGCAAAAAGGCCAAGGAGCAGGCGGCGCAGGAGGCUGAGAAGCAGAAGGGGGGUGGAGGCGCCAGCAAAGGUGGCCUCGGGGAGCAAGGGGACGACGAGCUGCUGGGGCCGCCGGCUGCCGGGGACAAAAGCGGCGGACGCCGCCUGCGGGACUUGAGGGACAGUGACCCUGAGGAUGACGAGGACGACGACGACGAGGCCUUUCCCUACAGCAACGGCACGGGGGCGCACGUCUCCUCCGACUGCUCGUCCGAGGCCGAUUCCCCGCCCCCGCGGCCCAACGCGCCCGGGCACCAGCCCCCGCCCCAGUAG
This is a messenger RNA of Lynx canadensis (Canada lynx), 1008 nucleotides long. It is a transcript of the gene MNX1, whose product is annotated as motor neuron and pancreas homeobox 1. The record is from RefSeq and is a predicted model, not a curated record. Gene Ontology annotation, molecular function: DNA-binding transcription factor activity, RNA polymerase II-specific; sequence-specific double-stranded DNA binding. Gene Ontology annotation, biological process: neuron projection morphogenesis; central nervous system development; endocrine pancreas development. Gene Ontology annotation, cellular component: nucleus. Lineage: Eukaryota; Metazoa; Chordata; Mammalia; Carnivora; Felidae.